Pediculus humanus corporis (human body louse) is the source of this 993-nucleotide messenger RNA. RefSeq lists its product as uncharacterized. The record is from RefSeq and is a predicted model, not a curated record. The coding region runs from base 1 to 993 and encodes 330 amino acids. NCBI's taxonomy places the organism in Eukaryota, Metazoa, Arthropoda, Insecta, Psocodea, Pediculidae. The transcript is spliced from 6 exons. Gene Ontology annotation, cellular component: membrane. Gene Ontology annotation, molecular function: signaling receptor activity.
AUGGAGUCUUUAAUAAUUAACGACGAUGAUGCUUCGGUCGAAUUGAACGAAAGGAGUAACGUCGCUCACAAUAAUAAAGUUCCUACGAAAAACCUAUCUUCUAUCUUUUCGACGGGUCAAAUAAAACCGGGUAACUAUCAGGGAACUUCGAAACUCUUAGAAAUCCACGAUGUGCCCAAAUAUUUGCAAUUUAAUCCCUACAUACAAACGGGAUACAGGAAAAUGCUGUCGACGAAAGCAUCCAUUAAAAGUUUGUUUUAUUUUCACAACGAGACCAUCAACAUACUUUCGCACGGAUUUCCGAUAGUUUACAUAUUAUGGACGGUGCCAUCAUUGAUACCAUGGGAUAAAAUAAAUUCAACAUUCCUACCGAUUUGUCACAUCGUAGGAAGCGUGACGCCUUGGGUCGGAAGUUUCCUGUACCAUUUAUUCAUGAAUCACACUCGAGGAGAAAAACUUUACAGGAGGUUGUUGCAAGUGGACAUGAUAGGAAUAUGGGUGACACAAAGUUUCGGGGCUUUGCCCAUGGUCUGCACGACUUCAUUUUGCUUUCCCUGGAUCAUCAAAUGGUUUGUAAUAUUGUCUUAUUGCCUUAUGUCGGUGUGGGGACUUCAUAAGGCUGUGACUGCUUGGUCUCCAUGGGAUAGGCGUAUGUGUUUCGCAUUGCCUUUUAUAACUAGGCUCGGAUUGACGUUAUUGAGAGCCACCGGAAUCGGCGGUGGAGAUUCCUCCGUUUUAGGAAGCGUUUUCUUACAAGAUUUUGUAUCGCUCGUGGGUGGUAUAAUCGGUGCCAUAAACAUACCGGAAAGAUGGUUUCCAGGACAAUUCGAUUAUUGUUUCAAUUCUCACAACAUAAUGCACGUUUUGGUCGUUCUCGCCGUUUAUUACAUGCAUCACGCGACGGUUGCCGAUUUAAAAUGGAUGGCAACGGUUGAUUGCGGCGGCGGAGGUGGCGCCGGUGGCGGUGGUCAAUCUGGAAAACACGUCCGAUGA